GUGAAAAAACAUAACACAAAAUUGUAAGAAAUAGUUUAAUUUCAAAGCGGACCACGUACAUAUUUCUAAUAUUACAAUAUGUUUUUAAGUAGUAUUACAGUACUUUUGUGUGUCGUAUGUUUUAUUGGGAAAAAUGAUGCGUCAAUUUCAAUCGAGACCAAUUCAACGGCGGCUGUAAUUACGAGCGAGGAUGUUAACAAUGGAUGGCAUGAGAAAUUUUACAAGUACGACCAAGACAAGAAUGGUUCGAUCUGCGCAACGGAACUACAGAUAUUGUUAUUUAACGAGUCAAUCGGACUCGUCACCAUUAGCCAAGCAAGCAGAUAUAUAUCUUUGUUAGAUAGAGACGGUAACUUUGAAAUUGAAUUCGGCAAGCUCGAAAAAAUCGAACCGAUAGUGGAUAUCUUGUCAGAGAGAAAACCAUUGAAUGUAGAGGAUAAUGACUAUUCAUUCGACGGCAAAAAAACUAUUCCGGCAAUAGAUUUUCUGGAAUUACUGUAUAAAGAAUUUGAACUGAUCUAUUUUGACUCGCCAAACGAAGCUAAAGAAAUAACCGACCUUAUCGAUCGAGACGCGAAUGGACAAAUUGAAUAUAACGAAUACGAGGAAAUAGAAUUAAUGUUGGAAGCUUCGUUAAAGUUGGUCAGUUUAUGUGAGAUCUUUACUGUAUUGGACAUAAACAAUAAUGGCGUUAUUACCGCUGAUGUGAUUGCCGACUUUAUAGAAUUAGUUUACUCAAUACAGGUCAAUUCCCAGGAAACCACAAAAGCGAUAAAUAACUUUGAUGAAAACGGCAACAAAGUGAUUGAAUUUUCUGAGUUUUUAAAAAAUACUGGUAAUCUUAGUAAAGAUGAAUUUUCCAUACUUCAAGAAUUGGCUAAGAAGCUUGUUGCAUAACUUCCAGAUGAAGAUUAUUACUAAAGUAUAAUGUUUUAUUUAGACACUUGUAUACAUUUUUUUUUAUUGUUGCGUUCAAUCAUUUUUUUUAUGUUUAAU
Molecule: messenger RNA, 996 nt
Organism: Adelges cooleyi (spruce gall adelgid)
Lineage: Eukaryota; Metazoa; Arthropoda; Insecta; Hemiptera; Adelgidae
Product: squidulin-like
Exons: 7
Coding region: 79-897 (272 amino acids)
Molecular function (GO): calcium ion binding
Source: RefSeq, a predicted model, not a curated record